Aplysia californica (California sea hare) is the source of this 994-nucleotide messenger RNA. RefSeq names its product transmembrane protein 267. The record is from RefSeq and is a predicted model, not a curated record. Bases 252 to 965 code for a protein of 237 amino acids. The transcript is spliced from 3 exons. NCBI's taxonomy places the organism in Eukaryota, Metazoa, Mollusca, Gastropoda, Aplysiida, Aplysiidae.
GACCUAUAAUUUAUAAUAAUAGGGAGGAAUUCUGUAACGAGCGACCACAAUUAAAAGCCUAGGUCUACAUCUAGUGACACCCACUGCAGACCUCUGUGAAAAGGAGCAAUGAGUGACGGAUGCGGCAAAGGAUUCGAUCAUUGAUGAGAAUAUGAUUUGUCAUAGUGACAGAUAAGAUGAAUGAAUCGUAUUUCCAUAACUGUGUUGAGAAUGAGAGACAGAUCAUAAGGACUUUGUAAAAGAUUAGUCGAAUGAUUCUGUCAUUGCUACAAGAUAGUUCUUUCAUCACCACAAUGAGGCAAACAAUUCUGUCGCUGCUUCAGCCAGCCUUUCCAUCACCAUUUGUGACUGUUGCUAUGUGCUGUGCCAUUGUGGCUGUGUGUGGCCUCGGCGACCAUCUUCUAGUGAAGACCUACAGCAUCAAACAGAGUAGCCGACUACUUCGUGCUCUCAUCGACAAUAGUUCACAUGCUCUUAUUGGUGGGCUGAGCUGGGCAGUCGUGGAAGGCCCCGCACUGUUUACGGGAAGCAGAGCAUGGCUGCACUGUGUUCUCUGUACGGCUAUAGCCUCGGCUGUGGAUGUCGAUCACUUCCUGGCCUCUGGAACCUUCAGGCUAGAGAAAGCCCUAAAGCUGAGAGGACGACCUCCCUUCCACAACACCGGUCUACUUGUGCUGGCCGUCAUCGUGUGCUGGGGACUCAGGGGCUGGCACCGGAGUUUCUCUCUGCUGGCCCUGAUGCUCCUGGUUGGAGGCUUGUCCCACCAGCUGAGGGAUGGCCACCGGCGUGGGCUGUGGGUGCUCCCACAUGGCUCCAGCCCUCCACUGUCAGCUGGCGUAUAUAGGGGUCUGAUUGUUUUGUUGGCACUGUGUGCCCGUUUGCUGUACUGUAGGGGGUGGGGGAUGGCGAUGGAGGAUGUGGGGGGCAGGGAGAAGUAUUAUCAUAGGCCUACAGAGAUGGUGUAGUGGAGGUUGUGUAGUGGUAGAGGGAGGGG